AUGGCCGCGUCCUGCUGGGCAGCUCUUUGCCGAGGGGUUUCCGUUGCCCUGAAGGCUUCCAGAGCGUUAGUAACUUCUCAGGCCCGUUCUAGUGCAGGUUGCAGAUGUUCAAUUGAUGUGUUCUCAAAGACGACACCCAAUGUCCCAUCUUUUCACCAGUGCAGAUUACUGCACACCACUCUGGCAAGAAAAGGAUUAGAAGAAUUUUUUGAUGACCCAAAGAAUUGGGGGCAAGAAAAUGUAAAAUCUGGUGCUUCGUGGACAUGUCAACAGUUACGGAAUAAAAGUAAUGAAGAUUUGCAUAAGCUUUGGUAUGUCCUGUUGAAAGAGAGGAACAUGCUGCUCACUCUAGAACAGGAGGCCAAGCGGCAGAGGCUACCGAUGCCCAGUCCGGAGAGGUUAGACAAGGUGGUAGAUUCCAUGGAUGCAUUAGAUAAAGUCGUCCAGGAACGAGAAGAUGCACUACGACUUCUUCAAACUGGUCAAAAAUAUGGUAGACCUGGUGCUUGGAGAAGAGACCUCUUUGGAAGAAUCAUUUGGCACAAGUUUAAGCAGUGGCCUCUACCUUGGUACCUCAAUAAACGAUACAACAGGAAACGGUUCUUCGCAAUGCCAUAUGUGGACCGUUUUAACAGGCUGAGACUUGAGAAGUAUGCCCGCAGUCAAGCCAGGAAGAAAAGCUUAAUGAAAAAGAAAGAAAAAUCUCUUCAGGAAAGGUUUCCACAUCUUUCUGAAGCCCAGAAGUCAAGCACUGCCGGAGAUCUGUGAAGACUUCCCAUUUUGUUUUUCAUGAGUAAUGUUUGCUGGAGAGCCUUCACGGACAGCUUCCUGAGGUUAUAAAACGCAUGAACUAGGUUAAUAAAAUCCACAGCAUGGGGGUGAGAGGCUGGAGAACUAUUCUACAAGAAAAUCCAACCAUUACUUACUUUUGAUGCAAUCAUAUAUGGAGGGAUCAAUUCUAUAUUCAUUUCUUGGAAGAGUUCUCUGCAUUGCAUAGUGAUAAAGUCUCCAGCAAGAGGGGAUUUCACAAUGCCUAUGACACAGAUUAAAUAGGGGUAAGGAACAUUAAGUUCAGAAUCCUUGGGAUAAAUUUCCUGUGUGAUGCUGAUAGGUCAUUUUUUCCCCAAGUAUAAUUAACGAAGCUAUCCCUUAAAGCAUGAAGUUAUACUUCUCAGCACAAAUCAGUUUUAGAUACACAUUAUAUACUGAAGUAUUUUAAAAUAUUUUUUAAAAAGCCAUUUGGCAAUAGCUAAUCUUCAGAAGUCCAACCCAGUGCUUUACGGCACGACGUCACCAUGACAUCCAGAGUGGUGUCAGCAUGCCUGCCUAAGUGAGUACGUUUACCUUGCUGAAGGACGUAGCCGUCGUGGACUGGAAUUGCAGUUGUAUGAGUGGCCCCACUGUCCAAAAUCAGCCCAGUUGAACGACCAUUAGCAAAUCUAGUAUAAAGUAUUAAGGAAAAGGUUCCUAAAAUAUUAUACGUCUUGUAAAGGACAGGCUCUUACCACAAUUACAAGUCAUUCUAAAACUGUGCUUUAUAAUUUAGAAUGUAGUAAGGUAAAUUUAGAAGGGACAAUUGGUAUGCAAUAGUAAUUCAGGUUUGAAAAUGAAUCACAAGAGGCAGAACUGCCAGCAAGAUAGCAAGUUGCUUAGGAAAACCUUUCAAGGAGACAUCGAGUUAGCUGGCCCAAACUAGCACAACCCUUCCGUUUCUGGAAAUUGCUCAAAGGACUUACAACAAAUGGAGAAGCAUAUAUUUGACAAAAAUCUAUGGAAACUAAUAGUGGGAGGCCACGGUGCAUGUUCUGGAACUACAACUCUUCCCUCACCACUCUCACAGCAGCAAAGUGUUAUCAAUUGUUUGACAGCCAAGAGGUAGCCCCCAUCUCUCAACUCAAUGAAGUAAAAAUGUUAUUCUAGGUGGGCUGAACCCUGAAUAUGGAAGACUUUAUCCAUUUUGUGUGCACACGUAUCAUUAGCAAUAUGUAUUGCAGUGUAUAUUUAUGUUAGCAUUCUCAUGCCAGCCCCCAAAGACAAAUAAAGAUGAUUUAUAAGGAUGCUGAUAAUAAAAAGCAUAAAUAAAAAUAAAAAAACAUGUACUUGACUUAUGACAGAGAACAACUUAUGGCCGUCAUUGGAAUGAAAUCCCACUGUAAAUUGAGGACUACACUUUGCUAUUUAUUCUUUGAGGUCAGUACACAGUAUUUCCUUGUCUGUCCCUUGGUAAGCUUGCAGGAAAGAUCUAGUGAUUAAAUCUUUAAUGAAUUUGCUGUCAAUUUUCAAUAGUAUUGGAGGGUAUGAGAUAAUGACAAUCUGAACUCAUUUUUAGCCAAUCAGUUUAAAGACUACCCUUUUUUCAUUCUUCAAUAACACCAAACUUUGAAAAGAGGAGCUUUUCACCAAGGGCUAAGUAGAAAAAAUAUUUUGGAAAUGUUGAUGGAAAUGUAUGUACAAGUGUG
Molecule: messenger RNA, 2459 nt
Organism: Echinops telfairi (small Madagascar hedgehog)
Lineage: Eukaryota; Metazoa; Chordata; Mammalia; Afrosoricida; Tenrecidae
Gene: MRPL47
Product: mitochondrial ribosomal protein L47
Exons: 8
Coding region: 1-768 (255 amino acids)
Biological process (GO): mitochondrial translation
Cellular component (GO): mitochondrial large ribosomal subunit; mitochondrial ribosome
Molecular function (GO): structural constituent of ribosome
Source: RefSeq, a predicted model, not a curated record